AUUGAGACAAUAUAAAGCGCGUGAGCUAAAUCCAACCUCUGACGCACACCUGACGGCCGACCAGUCUGGAUUUCAAAAACUUGAGGAUGUUUCAUUUGCAUUUGCAUUUCAUUACAAAUUUCAUUUUUGUUUCGUCUUUGAUUACAGGUAAAAACUGAGGGGACCCUUCCCCCUCUCUCCCGCUUGAGAGACAAAAAAGCUAAGGUCUUCUCUUCUGACGUUUUGACUUUGAACACACAGCAAGGCACGCGAAAAACGGGCUUGUUGGGGAUGUGCAGCGGUUCAAAGAGUGAACUUGUUCCCUCAACUUUCAUCAUGGAAGGUGAAUUACAGGAGCUUAAAGCUGGUGAUCUGUGUAAAUGCUCAGUUUUGCUUGAAUUGGCUGCCUCUGAUGAUCUGGUGGCCUUUAAAACUGAAGUAGAAGCUAAAGGUUUGGAUCUUAACGAGGCAAGCUUCUGGUAUGGUAGAAGAGUGGGGUCAAGAAAGAUGGGGUUUGAAGAGAGGACGCCUCUUAUAAUCGCUGCCAUGUUUGGUAGCGUUGACGUUUUGAAAUACAUCAUUGGAAGUGGCAAGAUUGAUGUGAAUAGAGCUUCUGCUACUGAUGGAGUUACUGCCCUUCAUUGUGCUGUUGCUGGUGGUUCGAAUUCUUCCGUUGAGAUUGUCAAGCUGUUGCUUGAUGGAUCUGCUGAUGCUAAUUGUGUUGAUGCUAAUGGGAACAAGCCUAUUGAUCUGAUUGUGCCGGUUUUAAAAUCUUUGAGUAAUACAAGAAGAAAGGUGAUUGAUUUGUUACUGAACGGUGAUGAUAUUGUUGGUGUUAGUGAUCAUGUUCUUAACCAGGAAGAAGAAUCUGAAAAGACAGCUCUGCCUCAGUUGCUGAAAGAAGGAUCUGAGAAGAAAGAAUAUCCUAUCGAUGUAUCACUGCCUGAUAUCAACAACGGGAUAUAUGGAACCGAUGACUUCAGGAUGUUUACCUUUAAAGUGAAGCCAUGCUCAAGGGCAUACUCCCAUGAUUGGACCGAGUGCCCCUUUGUUCAUCCUGGUGAGAAUGCUAGGAGGAGGGACCCAAGGAAGUACCCUUAUAGCUGUGUGCCGUGCCCAGAGUUCCGAAAAGGGGCGUGCCCUAAGGGUGAUGCUUGUGAAUAUGCACAUGGUGUUUUUGAAUCUUGGCUGCAUCCUGCGCAGUACCGAACAAGACUUUGCAAAGAUGAGAUCGGCUGCACACGCAAAGUCUGUUUCUUUGCUCACAAACCUGAAGAAUUGCGCACUGUGUAUGCUUCCACCGGUUCAGCCAUGCCUUCACCAUCUAGGUCUGCUGCUGUCAAUGCAGUGGACAUGGCAACUUUGAGCCCUCUAGCAUUUGGUUCACCUUCCUUGCCACUGCCUACUGCUUCAACACCACCCAUGUCUCCUUUGGCUGCCUCUUCCUCUCCAAAGAUUGGAGGCUUGUGGCAGAACAAAAUUAACCUCACCCCACCUGCCUUGCAGCUACCUGGUAGCCGCUUGAAGACUGCUUUUAGUGCCAGAGAUUUUGAUACGGAAAUGGAAUUACUUGGGUUGAUGGAUGAGAUAUCUAAUCUCUCCUCCCCGUCUUGCUGGAGUAAGGAAUACAGUAGGCUUGGGGAUUUGAAGCCUACUAAUCUUGAUGAUGCUUUUGGAUCCCUCGAUCCUUCUCUGCUGUCUCCCUUGAAGGGACUGUCAGUAAAAUCUGCAAUACCAACCCAAUUCCAAUCUCCAACAGGGCUUCAAAUUCACCAAAACUUGAACCAACUCUGUGCAGGCUACCCAACAAACCUUUCAUCAUCUCCGGUUAGGAAGCCCUCAGCCUUUGGUUUUGACUCAUCUGCUGCUGUGCCUGCAGUAAUGAAUUGCAGGUCUUCUGCAUUUGCAAAACGGAGUCAAAGUUUUAUAGACCGUGGGGCAAUGAUCAGUCAUGCUGGACUUACUGCACCUGCUAACUCGGCAACUAUGAUGUCUUCAAAUAUUUCUGAUUGGAGCUCCCCUGAUGGGAAAUUGGAUUGGGGCAUUCAAGGAGAUGAGCUUAACAAGCUUAGGAAGUCUGCUUCCUUUGGGUUUCGAAACAACAAUCCUGCCGCCACAGCAACAACAAACAUGAUGCCAUCUGAUGUUGAUGAGCCAGAUGUUUCCUGGGUUCAUUCCCUUGUGAAAGAUGUUACUCCUUUGGGAGGUGGGUUGCAGCAGCAACAGCAACACCGUCUUGGUAGAGGUGUUCGAGAAACACUUCCAGCAUGGAUGGAGCAAAUGUGCAUAGAACAGGAGCAGAUGGUGGCAUAAGAAAGAACCGUUUGCUCAUAGCUUAAUUCUAACUUAUAUCAUAUUCUUGGAAUCUUAGUAGUAUUUGAUACCUGUAAUUGUUGGUAGAAGGUUGAAGGUAAUAUAUCUGCCAGUCAGUCAAGAGGCAAACAUAUUUGGGCAGGAAGGUUUAAGUCACUGCUCAUGUUAGAAUUAGAAGAAAGAUGGACCAAUCAACAAAAAAAUUUAUUGAUUAUUUCAUAUUCUUAAUUCUUUUUCUUUUCCCUUCAGGGA
Molecule: messenger RNA, 2544 nt
Organism: Durio zibethinus
Lineage: Eukaryota; Viridiplantae; Streptophyta; Magnoliopsida; Malvales; Malvaceae
Source: RefSeq, a predicted model, not a curated record